CGCCUUGUUUCUUCGUGAUUGUGUAGAAAACUUGGUAUGGAAUCGUGAGAAUCAAUGCUAAAUCUUGACAUCUGGCAACUCUGGUUGGGCCUAAGAAAAUCUCUGUUCAGUACAAAUGGCAAUUAUCAGGAUAUCGAAAAAAUCAUCGUUCAUUUUCUUAGUGUGCUUGGUGGGUGUGAUGGAGCAGAAAGGCUAUGGCAGGGUUCUCUACAAUAGUAAUGAUGGCACCGUAGUCUCGGAAGAAAAGUGCCCCAUUUUACCCCAAAAUAAGCACUGCUAUUGCAGAGUCUUGGAGACGACCACGAUGGUAGGACAAAUCAAAAAGAAUGUCAAAAAUUUCGAUUUGAUUUGCGAAUAUAUGCGCGAACAAAAUAAUUUGCUAGAAUCCAUGCGAAUCCUAACAGAGACCGAACCUUCUCAUAAUAUCACCCUGUUCUUGAUAGAGAGCCGAUUCGACUCCAUAACCCAGUAUUCAUCCGAGAGGGGUUCCAAACAACAAAAGCCCUGUAACCUUCAGUCUUUAUUCCUCUAUCAUCCUCUGUUUAAAAACAUAACCCCGGAUGCAUUAGAACCCUUUUCCCAAAGCCUCGUUUCACUGUCACUAAUCGAUAAUUUAUACAGGCCGGAAAUGAGUGGGCCAAAGUUGGGAAUGAUUUACGAAGCCCUGAAAGUUCUUAAAAAUCUAGUAUACCUACAUUUACAAAUUCCGGAGGUAUCAGAAUUUGACGCCUCUAUCCUGGAUUCCUUUCCCAAGCUGAGCACUCUUACAUUGUUCUUACCCAACCUGGAGAUCAUCAAGAAUUCGAAAGGGUUUUUAGCCCUGAAAAAUUUGAAAACAUUAAAAUUCAAUAAUAAAUUGACUUACUUACCGCAAUCGAUAGUGACGCUCCCUCGGUUGGAGAACUUAUAUUUCCAAUCCGGUAUGCUGAUUACUCUCGAAAACACCACUCUGAAUGAGGUUGGCCUCGAAAUGAGGAAGCUCUAUUUGUCCAAAAACCAUAUCGAGAAAAUUCCGACCGGCACUUUCCAAAAGAUCAUUAAAUUAGAAGAUCUCGUUUUAUCUGGCAAUCAACUCGAAUCCCUACCUGCCCUGUGUUCGCCGUCGCAUUCUUCUAUCGAUAUCGCUGGAGGCAAAAAAGAAAAUAUGGCAGAGAAAAAUAAUAGCAAUUCUGAUAAAGCCGUCACCGAAAUUAGAAAUAUUGACAAUAAUUUGACUUUUAUAGACCUGUCCCAAAAUAAUUUCAAGGACGGGUCCCUGACCAAAGAUGUAUUUGCUAAUUGUAAAGUCCUUAAAAAAAUACUCCUGAACGAUAACCAUCUUUCCAAAUUGCCACCUGAUAUAUUAGAUGAUUCUCAAAAUAACCUACAAGAACUUUCUUUCAGCCAAAAUAAUUUUAAGGCGCUGCCCACCGCUCUCUUGUCCAAACUGAGUAAUCUUACUUACCUAAGCUUCGAUAAGAACGAAAUUCGGAAUGUGCCAAUUCAUGCUUUCAGAAAUAAUUCUAAGCUUCAGGAACUAUAUUUGAGCAUGAAUCCUCUGGAAGAGUUCGACAUGAAAACCCUAUUGCCGGCCAAGCAUUCCUUGUACUUCCUUGACCUUCAAUACAACCAUUUAAAAACCUUUGACUUUCAAAGUUUGCAGGAUUUCGAUAAUUUGACUCAUUUAGAUCUACGUUUCAAUAAUAUAACGAACGUCAAAGGAUUAGUGGAUUUGGAAUUACUAAAUCAUCAUAUAUAUUCCAUCUCGUUACAAGGAAAUCCCCUGGUCUGCGACUGUGAUUUUAUGUCACUGGCUCAAUGGUUCCACGAAACAUCUGGCUUAUUCACUUUCCCGGAAAAACUGGAAUUGACAACUUGUACAAAUCCUUCAAAGGGUCUAAACAAAAUCAACAUACUGAAUAAAACUCUUAUCGAUAUCUUGCUGCCUGACUGCCAACCACGUUCGUCGGCAAAUGCAAGCAAUACUAAGAAUUAUUCUUCCCCACGAGCAGAAAUAAUGGGUUUCGAGGGAAAAUCGGGCGGACAAACCUCUAAAAAGACAAAAGCUAUCAUAGCGGUAACGACCAUCUUAGCGAUAAUCGCGAUCAUCGUUUUCGUAGAAUUAGUGAUAGGCGCGGGCUUUUUCAAGAGAUUUAAAAUAGGGAACCCCUUAUUUAUCAGAUUUUCUUCCCCUUUCGCACACGGAAGCGGUAGCCGAAAUUCUUGGAAUACCGGAACAUCUGAUCACAUCAAAUUCGUCAAUAAAGAAGACGUCGAGAACUCCACCCUGCCCAUGUCUUCGGCAUAGUUAGCAUAUUCUCCCGCACAAUUAUAUUUAAUUUCAACGUGUAAUAUAUUCUAUAGCAAACUUAACCAGUGAAGCUUUCAUAAUCUUAUAUGUAUCCCUUUUCUAAACCUUAAUUAUAUAUUAUAUAUAUACACGUAUGGUAUAAUAAACACGAUGUAUUUUUAAUUUUAAAUUAAAGGACUCCGAUUGGUGGAAUAUUGAAUAGAUCCUAUAUCCACCGCUUUUCGAGCAGCAUCUAAUCAAUACUACUGAGCUUUUAGGUCCACAGUCCUGAUAGCGUGCUCCCUCACCGAUGGCUAAAAUAUAAUAUUGACCCCUCGAGUUAACCCCUUUAAAUUUUAAUAACCUAAUAGUAUCGUAAAUUCCCCCUACCCUCUCCCCCGAGAACAGUGUGAUAAUCCAUUAUAUAUAUUAUUAUUAUACUAUUUUCAAUAGGAUAUUUAUUUCUUUUAUUCCUUCAAUAUUCUAAUGAAAAAUGGUCUUGUGGCAGUAUAAUAAAUCCCAAUUUUUUC
This is a messenger RNA of Gordionus sp. m RMFG-2023, 2799 nucleotides long. RefSeq lists its product as uncharacterized. Gene Ontology annotation, molecular function: protein binding. NCBI's taxonomy places the organism in Eukaryota, Metazoa, Nematomorpha, Gordioida, Chordodea, Parachordodidae. The coding region runs from base 116 to 2287 and encodes 723 amino acids. The record is from RefSeq and is a predicted model, not a curated record. Gene Ontology annotation, cellular component: extracellular matrix. The transcript is spliced from 3 exons.